AUGAAGUUCCUCACCGGUCUCUCCUGCUUCGCCGCGCUCGCCAGCGCCGUGGUCGUCGACCUCAACAAGCGCGAUAGCCCCCUCGACGUCAAGAUCGAGGCCGUCGGCAACUCCGGCGUCAAGGCCAGCAUCACUAACACUGGCGCUUCCGACCUGAAGGUCUUCAAGACCGGCUCCAUCCUCGACAAGCUCGCCGUCGAGAAGGCCGAGGUCUUUGCCGGCUCCGAGAAGGUCGCCUUCGACGGCAUCCGCCUCCGCCUCCAGACCGCCGGCCUCGCCGAGGACGCCUUCGAGGUCAUCCCCGCCGGCCAGACCGUCUCCGUCGAGUGGGACGUUGCCGAGGUGCACGACCUCUCCGCCGGCGGCACCUUCGACGUCGCGGCCAAGGGCUCCUUCUCCUACGCGGACGCGGACUCGACCGACAUCGCCGGUACCGCUCCCUUCGCGUCCAACGUGCUCUCCGUCGCCGUCGACGGCGCCGCCGCCGCCAAGGUCCGCCGCGACUUCCACGAGCACGUCAAGCGCACCGUCGUCCAGAGCGACUGCACCGGCACCCAGCGCACCGCGACCACCAACGCGCUGAGCAACUGCCGCUCCCUCGCUGCUGCCGCUUCCUCUGCUGCCGUUUCGGGCUCCGCGGCCAAGAUGACCGAGUACUUCAAGUCCAGCACGACUGCUACCCGUAACACUGUCGCUGGUGUCUUUGCCAAGGUCGCUAGCGAGUGCGGCUCGACCACUUCCGGUGUCUCUCGCCAGUACUGCACGGAUAUCUACCCUGCCUGCUCUUCGGGUGUCAUCGCCUACACGCUGCCCAGCCAGAGCUACAUGGUCAACUGCCCGACUUUCUUCACCAUGACUGCGCUGUCCCGCACCUGCCACGCCCAGGACCAGGCCACCACCGCCGUCCACGAGGUUACCCACCUGUCCCAGAUCAAGGGAACCACCGACCAGUCUUCCUGCUACGGAUACUCUUGCGUCCAGAGCUUGACCGCUGCGCAGAACCUCAACCACGCCGACACCUACUCUCUCUUCGCCAACGCCAUCUACGUCGGCUGCUAA
Messenger RNA from Colletotrichum chrysophilum, 1059 nucleotides. RefSeq lists its product as uncharacterized. NCBI's taxonomy places the organism in Eukaryota, Fungi, Ascomycota, Sordariomycetes, Glomerellales, Glomerellaceae. Gene Ontology annotation, biological process: proteolysis. Gene Ontology annotation, molecular function: metalloendopeptidase activity. The record is from RefSeq and is a predicted model, not a curated record. Bases 1 to 1059 code for a protein of 352 amino acids. The transcript has 4 exons.